Molecule: messenger RNA, 4511 nt
Organism: Otolemur garnettii (small-eared galago)
Lineage: Eukaryota; Metazoa; Chordata; Mammalia; Primates; Galagidae
Gene: MBTPS2
Product: membrane bound transcription factor peptidase, site 2
Exons: 11
Coding region: 199-1770 (523 amino acids)
Biological process (GO): membrane protein intracellular domain proteolysis; regulation of response to endoplasmic reticulum stress
Cellular component (GO): membrane; cytoplasm
Molecular function (GO): protein binding; metalloendopeptidase activity
Source: RefSeq, a predicted model, not a curated record
UUCCGGUACUCUCAAGCCUGCCCGUGUGUCCCCACCGGAAAAGUCCGGAGAGAAAUGUUGCCACCGCGGGAAAGGAGCCGGCUGUAGCUUGGUUCCUGCGCGCAUGCUGGGGCUGUAAGGAGCGGCUUUGUGGACUGCUUGUGGCUCAGGGAGGAGGACACCGGGGCUCGCCUUCCCUCCUCUCCUGCUGCUGCCGCCAUGAUUCCAGUGUCGCUGGUGGUGGUGGUGGUGGGUGGCUGGACUGCAGUGUACCUGACCGACUUGGUGCUGAAGUCAUCUGUCUAUUUUAAGCAUUCUUAUGAAGACUGGCUGGAAAACAAUGGCUUGAGCAUCUCUCCUUUUCACAUAAGAUGGCAAACAGCUGUUUUCAAUCGUGCCUUCUACAGUUGGGGACGGCGAAAAGCAAGGAUGCUUUACCAAUGGUUCAAUUUUGGAAUGGUGUUUGGCGUAAUUGCCAUGUUUAGCUCAUUUUUUCUCCUUGGAAAAACACUGAUGCAGACUUUGGCACAAAUGAUGGCUGACUCUCCCUCUUCUUACUCUUCAUCCUCAUCUUCUUCUUCCUCUUCCUCUUCCUCUUCCUCAUCUUCUUCCUCUUCAUCCUCUUCAUCAUCCUCCUCUCUUCACAAUGAACAGGUGUUACAAGUUGUGGUUCCUGGUAUAAAUUUACCCGUCAAUCAACUGACCUAUUUCUUCGCUGCAGUUCUCAUUAGUGGUGUUGUACAUGAAAUUGGACAUGGGAUAGCAGCUAUUAGGGAGCAAGUUCGAUUUAAUGGCUUUGGGAUUUUUCUCUUCAUUAUUUAUCCUGGAGCAUUUGUUGAUCUGUUCACCACUCAUUUGCAACUUAUAUCACCAGUCCAGCAGCUAAGGAUAUUUUGUGCAGGUAUCUGGCAUAAUUUUGUCCUUGCACUCUUGGGUAUUUUAGCUCUCAUUCUUCUCCCAGUAAUUCUCUUGCCAUUUUACUACACUGGAGUCGGCGUGCUUAUCACUGAAGUUGCUGAGGAUUCACCUGCCAUUGGACCCAGAGGCCUUUUUGUAGGAGACCUUGUCACCCAUCUGCAGGAUUGUCCUGUUACUAAUGUGCAAGAUUGGAAUGAAUGUCUAGAUACCAUCGCCUAUGAGCCCCAAAUUGGUUACUGUAUAAGUGCAUCGACCUUACAGCAGUUAAGCUUCCCAGUUAGAGCAUACAAACGGCUAGAUGGUUCCACCGAAUGCUGUAACAAUCACAGCCUCACGGAUGUGUGCUUUUCCUACAGAAAUAAUUUUAAUAAGCGUUUGUAUACAUGUCUACCUGCCCGGAAAGCGGUUGAAGCCACCCAAGUUUGUAGAACCAAUAAAGACUGUAAAAAAAGCUCAAGUUCAAGUUUCUGUAUAAUACCUUCUUUGGAAACUCAUACUCGCUUAAUAAAAGUAAAACACCCACCUCAAAUUGAUAUGUUGUAUGUAGGACAUCCUCUGCAUCUUCACUACACAGUGAGCAUCACCAGUUUUAUCCCACGUUUCAACUUUCUAAGCAUAGAUCUGCCAGUGAUUGUGGAGACAUUUGUCAAGUACUUGAUUUCCCUCUCUGGAGCUCUGGCUAUUGUUAAUGCAGUACCCUGCUUUGCUUUGGAUGGACAGUGGAUUUUAAACUCUUUCCUGGAUGCUACCCUUACCUCAGUGAUUGGAGACAAUGAUGUCAAAGAUCUGAUAGGAUUUUUCAUCUUGCUUGGUGGCAGUGUACUUUUGGCUGCCAAUGUGACCCUGGGACUCUGGAUGGUUACAGCACGGUAAUAUUUGCACUCAUCUGACCGAAUCUCUGAGUUAUAAUACACAGCUAUGUGGUAAUAUCCAUUGCCAUUGAAAUCCUUAUUUGGUAUGAAAUGUAAAGUGUUUCUUUAUACUUUUAUCUUAGCCAACAAUUUUGAGCUCCUCCUAUAUCCAGAGUACCUAAACUCUGUGGUAGGGAUAAACAGAAGAAAUAAAAGGCAUAGUUUCUGACUACACUCUAGUUUUAAAAACUAAAUGUACACUGAUGCUUGUGGAAUAAUUUCUAAACAAGUACAAAGUCAUGUAAUACUAUUUUUUGUGACUACAUAUCAAGUUGAAAUAAUAUCAUAGAGAAGAACAGAAUUGGAUGGAAUUAACUGGGAAGAACUUGCAAAAGCAUCAUUAAUCAAGAUUUAAAGACCGGACUUUGACCAAGUGAAAAGGUCACUGUUUCCUUGGCCUAUAUCUCUUGUCCUUUGUCUUGUUUGAAAAGUAUUUUAAAAGUUAAUGUGUAUUAUUUUUUAGUCUGAAAACUGAGGUCUGAUUAUAUUUAAACUAGUAAAAUUUUGUAAAAGAAUCUGCUGACAUGAAAGGGAAAAAUUUUUGUCAAAUGAUGCCAAAUAAAUGAACAAAGUAGGAAGUAGGGCCUAUGAUAUCAAGAGACAUGCUUUGCCCCCACAUGAGUUGCCUUUGAUAAGGUGUUUCUGCCCCCUCAGAAAGCAGCACUGGGCUUGGCAUUCAGAGUGAGCUGCAGAAAUAGUCUCUCACCAGCAACAUGUGCACUGAGGCAGUUAGGGUUGAACCUCAGAACUAAGGUAGGUCUUCUGACAGACCACAGACAGAUCACAGGAUCUUCAGCUGGCCUGGUGACCAAUCUCUAUAGAUCUUUGAAGCUUGAGAACCAUUCCAGAGUAGACAUUUUCUCUUCUGCUGCUGAGGCCAUCUGGGGCCUCCCUGCUGGGUUCCUAUCUUCAAGAAGCAAUGACCUUAAACCCUAAGCCAUACUCUGUCCUCAUCAGUGGCUUCCAUGCCUCUCUGUGUCGGGUAACUAAAUACUUAGUCCUUGCUUUCCAUCUUUCUCCUGAGCUACCUCUUUGGGUCCGUGGAAAACUUGGUAGUACAUUGACAAUGACUACACAUGAGUACAGACAUGAAUUUUCGAGAGCCUGGGAAUUAACUCUUAAGCCCGAAAGAACCACACCUGAUUUGAGGUCUUUGGGAGUAGAGAUACAGCAGUGGAAAAUUGGGAAAUUCAACAGGCCAGUUGCUCUUAGAAAUGUAUGAGCUUACUGUUUCUUUGAUUGCAAAAAAUACACAUUUCUCUCAGGCUCAAGAAGUGAUAAAAGGCAAUAAGUCAUUAGCAACCAUAUAUCCAACCUCUUCUUGAGUGGAGUAUUCCAUGGGGUUAUCUUUUUCAGACCAAUGAAUUGCUCUUUAAGCACUCAAACUUUUUAGUCAUUUUUAAGAAACUUUUUAAGAUUAUAUUACAAAUUUGUCUUCCUUCUUAAACUGAAAUUAUAUAUUGAGUAUAAUUUUAACAUGUUAUUAAUGACUUUGGUCAUCAAUUAAUGUCAGUAAUAAAACCUUACAAAGUAUUAGUUUAUCCCAGAAAAUAUGGCAUUUGUUCUCAUCUUACACAAUCAGUCAGUAUCCUCAUAGUAAUACUCAGACCUAGUGACUAGUAGAGUUCGGGGAAUCAUGAAAUACUUAUAAAAUUGAUUUAAUUAUAUGAACUAAGCAGUUUACUAAUGAAAAUAUUAUAUCAUGUAAAGUCAGAUUUUCUUAAACUGAGAAAAAAAAUAAUAAAGGAAAUCCUAUCUAUGAACUUAUUUUUCUGGGUAAAAAUUCUAAGAUCUCAUUUUUUUUUUUUUUUUUUUUUUUAGCUGUUAAACACUCUGUUGAUUUAUAGGAUCAGGGUUUGGGAAUCACUAUACUAUGAAAUUGAGCAGAUCACUACCAUUUGUACAGAGAUGGCCUCAUUGUGUAAGAAAGGAAAUAUGUGUUUGUUUUCUUUACUUGAUUGUGGGUAAGGACCAUGUCAUAUUCAUCUUUUCAUCCCUGGCACAGUGCAUGAGACAUCCUAAGUACUUAAUAAAUGUGGUUGAAUGGAUAAUGAUUACCAUUAUUUAUGGAUUAGAAAAGCAUGUUUCUAUUUAAGUAAGCUGUAAAAAAUAUUCUUGAAUAUUUACUGUAAAUAUAUGUUAACAUAAAAAAAAAACUUGGGAGGUCUUUGUGUCCCUGGUGUAUUAUCAUCUAUAUGGAAAGAAUCCAUUUUGGUUUCUGUGGCGUGAUUAGAAAAAUGAAUUAUUUCGAAGAUUUGAAGCAAGUAUUCUGUGUUGUCACUUUGUUCAACAGUAAGACUUUAUUCUCAGUGUUCCUACUCUGCGUUGUUUACAUUUUUGAGAGUUUUCUUAAAUUACCUACAAUCUAUAAAGAAUGUAUAUAUUCUUUUCAGCAUCUCAGUUUGAAAAGACAUGCAGUUAAACUUGACCUUUUGAUAAUCACUCUUAUUGAGGCAAGAGAAUUGUCUGUUCUAAUAGCAAAUUGUAAACAUGUGCUUCAUAGAUAACUGUGGCUCUCAGUCAUCAUUUUGUCCUAUGGUAUUUAUUAAAUGUUCACAUACUAACGGUGCACAGGUAUUUUUUUCUAUAAAUCCUUUGAAGGUUCUGUACGUCAUUCUUAAGCUUUAACUUGAAGAUAUCAUAAUUGCCAGCAUUGGAUGUUUAGCAAUAAAAGAAUAAAUGUGUACCAGCAUGUUACGUUUA